This is a messenger RNA of Hibiscus syriacus, 1568 nucleotides long. RefSeq names its product ethylene-responsive transcription factor ERF110-like. NCBI's taxonomy places the organism in Eukaryota, Viridiplantae, Streptophyta, Magnoliopsida, Malvales, Malvaceae. The transcript has 2 exons. Bases 69 to 1283 code for a protein of 404 amino acids. The record is from RefSeq and is a predicted model, not a curated record. Gene Ontology annotation, molecular function: DNA binding; DNA-binding transcription factor activity. Gene Ontology annotation, biological process: ethylene-activated signaling pathway; regulation of DNA-templated transcription.
AAAGGCUAUACAAUCUUCUCUUUUUCAACAAAAGGAAAAAAUAUCACAAAGAUUAAAAUUUGGUUUUCAUGUGCUUACUCAACAAGGUGGCGCACCAAAGAGGUUCAAGUCAGCACGCCAGGUUUCCUCAUGGCGGCGGUGGUGAAGAGGAUGAACAACAAGAAUAUUCCCAGUUGUCUCAAAUCCAAGAACUGAGCCAGCCGAUGAUGUUUUCCGGGCAACAACAAGGACAAUCAACGGAGAUGUCUGCAAUGGUAUCUGUCCUCCCGCAUGUCGUGUCGGGGCAACAGAGGGCAUUUUCUGAUUGGGGUUACGGUGCUAACGUAGCGGGCAAGGUGUCGUCUGGUUUUGCACACAGCAGCUCAUCGGCUGAUUCUCCUUCCGGUUCUGGCUCGACUUCGGGUCUACGGAUAAGUCAAAAACGAGGGCGUGAAGAUGAGACUAGCGUUCAAUUCAUUGAGUCUGCACCAACAAGUGGGAUUCAGAGAAGUUUUGCUGAUUUUAGAGGCGAUUCAGCAUCAUCUGCUGCAACUUCUGUUUGUGAUGAAACUCGGAGCAUUGUUGUUGCAGCAGCAGCAUCCCAUGAAGAAACCGGGGAGCGAAGAAGAAAAUAUAGAGGCGUAAGGCAAAGGCCAUGGGGGAAAUGGGCUGCAGAAAUACGCGAUCCUCACAAAGCAGCAAGAGUUUGGCUCGGCACCUUUGAUACUGCAGAAGCCGCCGCAAGAGCCUAUGAUGAAGCCGCUUUGAGAUUCAGGGGAAACAGGGCCAAAUUAAAUUUUCCCGAACUUGUCAGGGCCGUUCCUCAACCAAUGCCUAAUUUUCCCGCCACCCAAACACCGGUUUCCAGUUCUCUAACGACCCAUUUCCAACCGUCUCAUUCUUCACUAUUGCCGUCGUUUUACCAAGCUCUCCAGAGCUCCACCGCUGAUAUGCUGAGAGAUUAUUGGCAGUACUCUCAGCUGCUACAGAGUUCCGCCGGUGUCCAUGAGCAACAAGAUACGAGCUCGAUGGAACAGAUGAUUCAAUCCUCUCAAUUACCCAAUAUUCAACAACCACUCUUAUCUUCUUCUUUUUCACCUUUCCCUUCUUCAUUUCUAGCUUCUACUUCUUCUGCUUGCGGCUCUUCAUCUUCUUCCUCUGCUUAUUUUCCCCUGUUUUUCGCCGAGCAACAACAGAUGGACAUUUUGAGGCAGCCGUCCGAUCAAACUGAGGUAAGUAGGUCAGAUUUCUCAGUGCCACCGAGUUCUCAUCCCGAUCACUAUCCUUCAUCCACCGGUGCAUAGUAAUCCCUUUGUUUUACAACAUAAAAAAAAUAUCAUUUGAAUCCAAAUCUUGUCCCCUUUUUCCCAUUUAGCUUUAGAUUUGAUUAGAAUUAAAAGAAAAAGACAAGAGGAAUAUGAAAAGCUUAAGAGGGGGAAUACAAACAAAGAGACAUUUAGACGUAUUAGCUUGGUUCUCGAAAGGGAUUUGAUGUUUGCUUUCUCUCAAUUAUCGAACAAAAGAUGUAGAAAGAAAUCGAACAUUCUUUUUUUCCCAAGCCGUCUUCGUUAAGAAUGUACUUUUUUUUU